Lytechinus variegatus (green sea urchin) is the source of this 8026-nucleotide messenger RNA. Its product is annotated as protein PHTF1-like. NCBI's taxonomy places the organism in Eukaryota, Metazoa, Echinodermata, Echinoidea, Temnopleuroida, Toxopneustidae. The transcript is spliced from 20 exons. Gene Ontology annotation, cellular component: endoplasmic reticulum. Bases 957 to 3683 code for a protein of 908 amino acids. The record is from RefSeq and is a predicted model, not a curated record.
UACAAGAGUGAUACAGUGUCUGCAAUCACUGCAUGUAAUGUGCAGCUGCCUCUUUGUUUACUUGAAAAUGUUAUAUGCAAAUAGGUCAGCUUACUCCAGUUUUGUAACUCUCCUUGUAUCUGUAGACACUGGUUGCCAGUAAUCCUGUGCAUUGAAAGGUUAUACAUCUUUUGUUCCUUAAUCUCAAUUCACACAUAGUACAAGCCUGCAAAAGAUAAAGCAUUGUGAAGGUUUAGUAAAUCAAUAGAAAGAACCUAGAACUGUGUAUGGUGAAUAUGGCAGCUUUUAAUAAGUGAUCACUUUGUGCAUUCUUGUUGACUGUGUGACUGAAUGGAAAUGAAAUAUUUUGCUGCUGGCUACCAGCAUCUAGAUCCAGUCUUGCUACACUUGCUGUUAGCAGUUAAACAAGGUAUAAGUACGUCAAGUUAGAAGUCGCAUCACACCAUAAACAUCACACCAUCGACUGUCAAGAGGGAUGAGAGCUUGGAGGUCAUUUUUGACCAAGAUAAAAAGCAAUACAUAUCAUGUGAUCUUUGGUACAUCCAGAUAGAGCUACCAGGAAUAAUUUAAUGUCUCCAAGGACAUUUGUUGUGUUGAUAGAAGAUACAUGUACAUAAUUUAUGAAAUUAGAAUAUGAGGGAGCAGUCAACUAAAUGUGAUGUAUUUGUUUAUUUGCAUAAUAUGAAAGCAACUAGUCGAUCUUCAGAUACAUAUCAUCAUAAUGAUGUCUGAUUUUACUUGGAUGCAUAGAGAUAUCAUCAUGAAGCAAGCAUACAUGGAGACUGCAGCUGUAUAAGUCAUUUGAUGAGGCCAAACAAUUAUUGGCUACAGUGUACAUGUAUAUACUGUGCAUUAUUGCAAGAUACCUGUACAAUCUGUAGACUUUGCGGAUUAUGUUCGUCUGACUGAAUUUUGAAAAGUGAGGAACAGACUAUUUUUAGGGUGUACUGGUUACUAUGGCAACCAGUGGCAACCAGAAAACACCCAUUCAUGAUAACCUCAAUGAUGCCAUCUCUCAUUUUCAACAACAGAUUGGUGCUUAUGACAAGGAAUUGUGGGAGGAACACGUGGAACAAAAAGAAUCACAGGGUCUAGGAGUGGAUACGAGUAGUGCUCAACUAAAGACUGGAAGAGUAAAAACAGAACUGAUUGAUGUUGAUUUAGUGAGAGGUUCAACCUUUACCAAAGCCAAACCAGAACAUGCCUGGCUUGCCACAACGUGGAAGGGCCUUCUCCGUGUGUUCUUCUUUCCAUUUUACUUCACAUGGUGGAGGCAGCAGCUAUCAGCAAGCACAUUUUAUUCAACGCUAGUCCUGUACUUUCUACAACUUGUGUGUGUCGCUAUCUUCUAUGUUUUUCAACCAAGCACAGAGCAGCAGGCCAUCUAUGUGUUUGAAGUCAUUGGUCCUAUUCUACUGAUGCUGGUUCUGGGAACAACAUAUACUCAGGUUGUCUCUACAAAUGCCAAAACAAAGUCAUUGUUAAGAAGAUCAUCUCGAAGAAACUUGCAUCGUUCACAGAGUGCAAAGGGUAGCAGUAGCAAAACAGCAAUCAACCGAACAUCACCCAAAAAGACAAGGGAAAGCCGUGACAGAGUAAAGCCAACUUCACCUAAAAGAAAACCAACAAUAAAAACUGUGCACGGGUCUACAGACAACAGUCCUUCACCCAACUCAGACAGUGGAGAAAGCCUCCCGGCAAACGGUAAGGCUAUUGUCGUUGGGAAGGGGAAGAAAUUGAGUGGCGAAGUUUUGCAGAAUGAGGAAAACGCAGAGAAGGAGGACAAGGAUGGUCAUACCAAGUAUGUACCAUUGGAGGGUGGGGAGGAGAUAUCUGGGCGCGCUGAUGAGGAUUUCACCCUGCUCAACACCCCUGUGAGUGAAAUGGAGGUGGCUGGGAAUCUAUUGUCUGUGGAAAGCCUGGCCAGUGAAUCGGGGGAAUCCCCAACGUCCAUGUUGGAUCGAGAACUGGAGAGUAUCAUCAAGGCAUCUCAUAGACAAACUCACACGACAGAAGCAUACAGCAGGAGGAAACAGAAAGAAUCCACCUCUCCCAAGAGCCUGAUGCAGAAGCCUAGCACCAGUCCAUUAAGCAAGGCUCCCAGGUCAUGCCUCUCUUCUAGAGAUCUGAGAGAAUCUAGGAAGAAUAGAUUGACAAGAGUUUCAAUACUAGAAAAUGCAAGAAAGUUCUCGCCAGUUGAAGAGGAGAGCCCUCAGGAGAUCCUACAGCACAUGUCAGACAGUGAGGGUACACCUUCAGACAGUAACCCAAUCAGUCUGACCGUUGAGGAAGAUCCCCUGCCCCAUGCCAGGGGGAGAGCUGGUGCUAGGAAGGGUCGAAGGUCAAGGGUUAGAAAGCCUGAUGGGUCACAGGAUUCGGAAGGGGAUACGUCGCCAGAUCUGAGGAUGGAAAGCGAGCAAUACUUUCAGCCGAUAUCCCGUCCCACGGAUUCUGACUUUGAUGAGGGUAGUUGGGAGGAGACAGGAGCUGAAGGCUCCAGCUUCAGCAGCGACUCUGCUAACUCAUCCGAUACUGGCUCCUCCACCUCAGACGAAGGAGAGGAGGAGGAGAAGGAGGCAGAGGGAAAAGGGUCUGGAGCAUCACUUCACUUUGAGGAUCCCUUCAAGCUGAUCCAUAGUGCAGUCAGUUCUAGUAGUAUCUCAAGCAGUGGAAUCAAUAAAGUUCGUGUGCGUAUCUUUGAAGACAAUGUGUGUAAGAAGACAGACAUGACUGUUCUUCAGAUCAGCUGUGCAAUCAAUACCAAGGUCCAUUCCAUACAAGCAAGCACUGAAUAUAUCAAGCUUGGAUUCCUGUGUUCAUUCAUUCUUGCCGUUAUACCAUUUACAUACAGGAUUCACAUAACCCACCACCAAGAUGAGAGUCAGCUUGCAUGGAUCUCGCCUCAACUUCCCAUGAUGGCAGUAGAUACGUUGAACCACAUGCACUGGGCUAGUAUCGUCGUCAUGGUGCUGACAUCGUUUGAAAGGUUCUAUCUGAGCUCACUCUUCUUCUUCCUCCUAGCCGUAGCAGAAAGAACAUACAAGCAGCGCUGUCUCUUUGCCAAGUAUUUCUCCCACCUGACGUCUGCUCGUAGAUCAAGAAAAUCAUCCCUUCCUCACUUUAGGUUAGAUAGGGUUAGUAACAUCAAGGCAUGGCUCUCUCUUAGAUCCUUCCUCAAGAAACGGGGACCUCAGCGAUCAGUGAAUGUCAUAGUAUCUUCUGCGUGUCUCCUGACUCUCAUGUUGGUGUCUAUAUUGUGUACAGAGCUCCUUCAGCGGAGUGUGAGCUUCUUGGGCGAGCUGUACAACUGGGAGGUGGUUGCCUGGACGUUCUGUCUCAGCCCAUUCCUCCUGCGUUUCAUCACACUCGGUUCAGACAUCAACAAGAAAUUCAGGAAUACUUCUGUCUUACUGACAGAGCAGAUCAACCUGUACUUAAAUAUGGAGAGGAAACCUCAGAAGAAAGAUAACUUGAUGCUUGCCAACAAUGUACUUAGUCUUGCUUCAAAGCUAUUAAAGGAUCUGGAUUCGUCAAAGGAGGUAGAGACACCGUUCAAGCUGUCUGGUCUAUCUAUGAAUCCAGUCCUCUACAAUAUCACCAGGGUUCUGGUCCUAUCUGCCUUCUCUGGGGUUCUUACAGAACUUCUUGGAUUCAAGCUAAAGUUGUGGAAAAUCAAGGCCUGAAUGUCAAGCAGAUGUCAUAUUUUACUGUGACUAGGCAGUUUGAUGGAAAGAGAGCUGUAUGAGCAAUGGUUCUCUUUCGUUCGAUCUCUGAAGACUCUCUCCCGUCUGACGUCAGUUGUAUUCUACAUGUAAAUGGCAUGCAAUAGGGCAGCCAUCUUGAAACAGCGUACCCAGAGUUUUGAGAAUUAUGACCGUGGUACUGGAGCUAUGGCAAAACCAAAGUUAAAUUGCCAGAGUUUUUGUCUUAUAUUAAGAUUUGCCGGAAGGAACUCUGGCAUUUUAUGCAGUUUUGUGAUUUUUUUUGCUGUAGAAAAAAACUAGCAAAAUUUUUAUGCCAUUGGGCCCUAAUGUUUGCCAUGGUUGUUUUCACCUAAGUUGUGAGAGUCUAUGCUUUAGUUUCAAAUUGUGUGCUUGUGCUGCCCAUUUUCUUCUGCUUAAAAGGUGAUUUGAAAAUAUAAUCACUUACCCAACAAUGAAUUAGUGUGAGAAUCUGGAUAUGCAAGCAAUUAGUCCUGCUAAAUCGACUGGAAACUUGUCUAGGUUUUGAACCAACAAUACCUGGACUAUAACCAAGAGGGCGAGGUCAUGUAGUCUAGACUAAAUCCUGCACUGUGAUCACUGAAAUGUUUUAUUUAUAAAAGUACUGUUGAGAGUAAUCUUUGUGAAAGCUUUGCAAUUCUUUGAAAAACGCCAGAAAUAUUUUGUUUACCAUUAAUGAUUGCUCUGAGCUACAUGAUGCUUUGUAGUAGUUUUAAUCAAUUUCAUGACUGAAAUCUUUAUUACCUCAUUCCUUAAAAAUCAUAAGCCAAAUAUUUAGUGCUUAAUAAUUAAGAUGGUAUUAUUCUAUAUCUCCUAAACUUAUUUAAUGUAAAUGCAUGAUGUCAUUGACAUACUUAACCAGGAAAGUGGAAUUCAAUAUCUGAUUUCAAGUCCCAUCUUAAAUUCUUUGUACAGUCAAACAAGGGAGUUAUUAGUAUUAAAUACUGUACUAAUUGUGUACCUGGGGUAACCACUUCAGCUAUUGCUUAUUUUCUAGUUGGCCCUGUAUAACAUAACGUUAUUACCUGUUUCCUUUCUUAAAAGUCAAGUGCCUGACAAGAAGGCAGAAGGUCCCAUUCUUUAAGUUGGUAUAACUCUGACUGAGAUCGAGCCCACCCACUCCUGUUCAUGAGGGGGUUGCUCUACCAAUGAGCUCAUAGCAUUCCCAAGUUAUUUUUAUAUAUACUUGUACAUUUUAUGAUUUAUGCAUUCCAGAUUAACAUGACAGAGGGCAUCACAAGAGCGUGUGAAUUGUAGAGGGUGCAAUGAGGACCGAGAUAUUGACAAUAUUCACUUCGUGUUUUGUAGAGUAUAAACUCAAGAUUUAAGUUUGACUGCAUUCCACAUUGAAAAGCACUUGAUAUUCCCCAUUAGGGAUGUAGUUGAGGCCGGCAGUUCCGCAUCAUGAGGCCACUAGAGAACACCUUGACUCGGGCCGAGGCCAACAAAAUGUGGCCUGGAGGCUGGCGUUGACCACAUCCCUGGUUCCCAUAUUCAAAAUUCUUGACUUAUACCAGUUUUUCCAUUCUUAAUGUUUUGUAGAUCUAUGAUAUAUUAUUUGCCGUGGUGCUUUUGUGACUUGUGAGAAGAAAUAUUCCAGCCAUUAAUAUUGUUAUCUUGACCAAAAUAGAGUAUAUUUAUUCACAGCAUUGUAGAUUUUAAUUUGGUUUGUAUGCGAUAGUUUCUGUUUGCUGUUUUAAUUAUGCUCCAUAGCAUACUGGUAUGCUUUAAUAUUUGUUAUUCAUUCUAAAUGUUUUAAUUCAACACCACCAAAUGUUUUUAAGUGAGGCACAAUCUUUAAAAAAAAGUUUUUUAGUAUAUCUACUUUCUAGUCUAGAAAUAGAACAGAAAAAAUAAUUUGAUCAAGAUUAAGUUUAUAAUGAAUUAUGUUGAAAUUGACAGAUACAUGUGUAAGAAUUGUGAAAUCAUGUUCUUAGUACUAGUAUUCUAUAAUUGCGAUAUCCAUGUUUCUAAGCUAUCAAGAGAUGUCAUCUAUGCAUCAUUUUAUUCACUCGCCACCAGUUCUGAAUAACUUCGUUUUAUAUUUUCAUGCCGUAGAUUGUUAUGUUAUAUUUCAAGUUAGUUGAUGACGUUGGCUCAACUGAUAGUAGGGAAUGUUUCUAGUCAAGACUUCAGUAUUAAUUACAAAGUACUAUAAUUUUGAUAUUUCAAAGAAAAGUAUGUUAGUACAUUUCCUCCCGUCACCCCAUCCAUUUUUUUAAUAUAAAUCUUUCAAUAGCAGUUUUCAUACAGUGAAUAGCUAUAAUGUGUAUUUCAUUUUUUAAGGCAUAGUACUUUAUCACAUUUUCCUGUGGAUUGCUGAAUGUACUCGCUAUCUUGUCGAUGCGAACUACAUACAGCUUGCCUCAAAAGUGAUAGUUUGCCCAUCACCUUCACCAACGGUGACUAGUUGCUUAAUUAUCCUUUUGAAAUUGGGGAAACACUGUUCUCCUGAUUGCAUUUAUUCUUAAUUUUCUUUAUUUAAACUUAUUUGAUUAUUUGUAAAAUAAACUGAAUAACAUAGUUACCCCCAAGGAAAGGGUUAUGCAUAGGUGUUCUUUUGAAAAUGUUCUGAAUAUUGCACGCAACAUUUAAGCUUGUGCAGGCAUAUCUGACAUACAUGUACCAAUAGCAAUAGAUAUUGUUUCCAUGGCAUUUUGACAGGAGAGGGAUGACCCAAAUAUGAGUUUUAUAUGUUUUAAUAAUUGGGGCAUAGCUUAUUCUUAAAUCCGAGCCAUCUUUCCUUCCUUCCCCCCCCCCCCCUUUUCAUCUCUUCCCAAAUCAUGGUAUGAGUGGGGUUGUCAUAUCUGUUUCCUGUUCUUUGGAGUUCAUUGAUUGAUAACAAGGCGAUGAGAACUUGGUUAAUGUGUUAUUUUGAAAAAAACAAUUUUGUAAUUUCUUAUAAUAAUGAUAAGUAAACCAGUAUAUUACAGUUCAUAAUUUAAUAUUUCUUGCCACUGCCCAAAGACUAGUCUAGACCAAAGUCAUUCUUAAAGGAAGCCUGUCUGUCUAUGUAGUGUUGUCAAGGGGAAAAAUCAGAGCGAUAGACACUGUGCCUUCAAAAGGUGUGAUUUUUUAUUAAUAAAUGAUAAUACAUGAAUUACAUGUAAUAAUCCGCAUUUUAUAUAGUGCUUAAUACAUUGGAACGACAUGUCAAAUCGCUUUUCAGAUAUAUUAUUACCCCAGUCGUUGGAUUCAAUCAGUCAUUCCAUAUUAUUACAUCAUUGGUUAAAUCAUUGUCUACACAUACUUUAAACAAAAUGACACCUUAAUGAUUGAGUUUCAUGCAUUAGAAAUAUAAAAUCUGGUCAUUUUCAAAAAUUGCAUGUUUUUGCAAUCAAAUUUUCAUGUUAAGUGUUCUUCAUAAGACCUAUAUACUGAUUGGGAGAAGCCCCUUCUCACUUUUCUUCAUUUUUUUUUUCAUUUUGAAAAUGAAAAAUAGCUUCCCCCUUUUAUAUGUACUUGUACAUCCUCAUGGAGUCUCAAUAUAAUUCUUUCCCCAUCUGUCACACAGGUUUGCAAAAUUUAAAGGUGAUUUGAAAUUAAGAAAGAGCUGUAGAAUCUAUAUUGAAUUACUUCACAAAAUACUGUGAUCUUGGCAUCAUUCUCUUUAGUACAAGAAGCUUCAACUAACGUAAAAUCUUCAUUUAGUAUCCAUUUCUGUCCUCGAAAUACAUGCAACUUAUCACAAUAUUCUUUCAUGGUAGCAUAUAAAUAGUUGCAAGGUUUUUUUUUGCUUUGCACAGUGAAUUUCAUUCCAAAGCUAUUUUACAGUGUGUCCCAGAAUAAACUCAACCGAUAAUUAAAAAUGAUUUAUCAUAAUUUAACCUCAAUAUAUUCUACUUGCUCAUGUGUGAAUGAGUAAUCGUCUGACUUAUCAGAUGAAAGAGGAGACUAACAUUUUCACAUUUUCAAUGAUAGGUCAUUUGUCUAUUAUAUUUAUGAUCAAGUUAUGAUAAACCAUUAAUAAUUCUGUCUUUUUUUUCUAGGAUGCACUGUAUGAUAUCUGUGUAAGCAAUGCGAAUAUGUAGACAAUUUUGAAUAUAUGUAUAUAUAUAAGGAAUAGAAGUGCAAUAUCAUCCUACUUGUUGCAAACUGGAUGUAGAGCAUUUGUUUGUACUGAUUUUUUAUAAUUGAUUGUUGAUGCUGCUAAAUCUAAAAUGUGUACUUGUUUGAUGAUUAUUAUUUAAUUAGUUAAUGACCGUGAAUGUAUGUAUAAUAAUAGCAUUUUAUUCCACAAGAGCAAAUUUUAACCAAAUAAUUUAUAUUCCAUUUAAUUUAUUGAUUAAAACAUUCAGUAACAA